Molecule: messenger RNA, 2006 nt
Organism: Monodelphis domestica (gray short-tailed opossum)
Lineage: Eukaryota; Metazoa; Chordata; Mammalia; Didelphimorphia; Didelphidae
Gene: ODAD1
Product: outer dynein arm docking complex subunit 1
Biological process (GO): outer dynein arm assembly; cilium movement
Cellular component (GO): axoneme
Source: RefSeq, a predicted model, not a curated record
ACGUGGAGGGGGCGGGGCGAGGCCGAUUUCCAUCCCACCAAUAAGGGGGACGCGAAGGAGGAGCCCAGGACGCGGGCCCCGCCCCUUGCUCCGACUGUUGCAACCCAGACCGCAACUGAGAAGCCGGGCGGGCGAGGCCCGCGUCUAGCCAGCCACCAUGCCGCUGGGAGCCAGCAGCGUGCGCUCGGAGGACAGUGAGGGUUACAUGGACAGCUCGGAGAUGGAGCUGAGCCGCCUGCAGAGACAGUGCCGGGUCAUGGAGGCAGAGCGGCAGGCCUACACCAAGGAGACGCAGCAGCUGAUCCACAAGCAGAUGGUGGAGAUCAACCGGCUGCAGCAGGAGCAGGCUGAGAUCCAAACGAAGAUGAAAAUCAUUCAGAGCCAGGCCCAGAAGGCCCUGGAGACGGAGCUCGAGAAGGACGUCAAGAGCCUCCUGGCCCGCCGGCAGCAUCUCUACAAGGAGGUGAUCAAAGAGCAGCAGUACCUGAAGAAGCUGGACCAACAGAUCGCCAAGUGGGAAGCUCGAGUCCUGGAUCAGCAGAAGGAGCUCAGAGGCACGAGCCUGGUCAUGGAGAAGAAGGCCCAGGGCUUGCACAGGGUGAAGAUCUUGGAGAACCAGCUGGACCGAGCCAACACGCGCUUUGACACCCAGCUGGUGAAGAACAGGAUCCUCCGGGAAGAGAUGACUCUGCUGCACACUCAGAGGAAGCGCUUCCUGCACCUUGACCAGCAGCUGAGGAAGGAGCUGAGUGACAUCCGGGCCAACAUUCGAUCCCACAUUGACAAUUCCAACAUGGCCUUUGAUGCCAGGGAGGAGGCCCAGCUGAAGCUGAGCCAGCUGCAGGAGAAGCUGGACAAGGAGGUGAGCCAGUACAACGCGGAGCUGCAGGUGGUGCACAGGCAGAUGUGCCACUAUGAGCAGCUGCACCAGUUCCUGAUGGCCAAGAACCAGGAGAGAUUUGUGGACCCGGAGGUGCAGGAGGCUCGGCGCAGGCGCGAGAGAGAAACAGCCGAGGGCCUCCGCAAGACCUCCUAUGAGAAGGCCAUUCUGAAAUACCAGGAGGUGCUGGAGAGGCUGACUGAGCUCACCGGCUUCAGUAACCCAGAGGACAUAUUCCAGAAGUACAUGGAAAACGAGGAAAAAAACUUUGCGGAGUUCAAUUUCAUCAACGAGCAGAAUUCCGAGAUGGAGACCCUGAAGGAGGAGAUCCAGGAGACCCAGGAGGCCCUGGAGAAGCUGGCCUUGGUCCAAAAAGAGGCGGAGACUGGCUUGAAGCAUCAGGAGCUGGAGGCCAUGGAGGAGAAGAAGGCCUCCCUGGCCAACGAGGCCGUCGAUGUGGACACCAAGUACCAGUCUCUGAACAACAUCCUGACCCAGCUGAAGGCCGCCAUCCAGUCUCUGUUCACCAAGGCCAAGUGUGACGACACCAAGCUCAAGGAGCUGCUGGGGACCAGCCACAUGGGGGACAAGAUCGUGCAGCUCCUGCUCAGCCUCAUCGAGCAGCGCGUGAUGGACCUGAUGGCCGCCCAGGCCUUCCACAACUUCUCGGAAUCCAGCACCUACAACGCCCAGGCCACGGCCCUCCGGCUCCUGGGCCAGACCGAGGAAGUGCACCCCAAGAAGCAGGUUCUGCCGCAGCCCCCCACCAACAUGGAAGAUCCCCUGGGUCUGGAGCAGAUAGACGACCGGCCCCUGACUCUGGAGGAGAUCCGAGCCCAGGUCAUGAAGGCGCUGAAGAACAAGGAACAGAGCAAGAGGGGAUCAGAAAAAAUAGGGUAAAGCGAGGCUCGACCUCCAGACGAAGGCUCGGGCCUCUCUGGCCUCCCAGCUCUAUCCUCCCCCUCCCCUGGGGCUUCCCAGCUUUCUGUCUCAGUUUCUGCAGCCCCCCUUGCCCUGGGUCUCCGCCUCCUCCCCUCCCUGCCCGGGGGGCCUAGAAGGGGUGGAGAUAGGGCUGAGGUGGGUCCGGUGAUGCUGUGACCUCAGAAUAAAAGUGUCCGGAUGGCCA